UAAUUCUGUUAUCUAAAAAUAGGCCUCACGAGAUCUAUACAAGUUUUCGCCAAUUCGCCUGUCUGCUUCAGUUUUUCUCUUAGAAGAUGAAAAAGGAAAAUGCUUUUCACAUCAGAAUUUAUAAUGCUUUUUCUGUUUAUGAUUUUGCAAACUUAUUUCAAAUGUAGUCACACAACUUUGCAAGGGGAGGAAGUGGCAAAAUGGGCAAAUAAAAUUGGAGGUGAGCUAUGGAUGUUGGGAAAAGAAGUGACAAAAAUUACUGAAAUUGAACAGAAAUAUGCAUUUUUGAAUGCAAAAGUAGGCGAGAAAGACCCAACAGAACUACUGACUGAAAUAAAGGAAAAUAUUCUAAGGAUGAUGGAUAGAAAAAUGGACGCAAUAAGAUGCAUACAACAAGAAGCUGAAGAAGUAGCUGAAAAUUUUGAAUAUGUCCCUGACAUGCCUUUUAAAUAUUACAGUUCCAGAUGGUCAUCUAUAGAAGGCGCUGAACCUGCUAAGUUAGGAAAAGCGCUCAAGAGAAACCGAAACAUGUAUUCGAACCUUAAACUAAAUAAUGAUACUCACUUCUAUAAUUUACCCGUCAAUACCAGUCAUAGUUCCGUUCAUGUUCCUACAAAUGUAUACGAUAAAGAACACAAAGUUGCAGAAGCAAUUCAAUGGUCGGAAGCCUUAGACAAAGUAUUUGCGCAAAAUUAUAAAUCAGAUCCUGCACUUUCUUGGCAAUAUUUUGGAAGUGCUUCUGGAAUAAUGCGCCAUUAUCCUGCAAUGCACUGGACAGACAGGAGGGAUGUUAACAGAAAUCUUUUCGAUUGUCGCAUUAGAACUUGGUUUAUUGAAGCUGCCACUUGCACCAAAGAUGUUGUCAUUCUUAUUGAUAAUUCUGGAUCCAUGGAUGGGAUGGGAAGACAUAUAGGAGCACUAACAGCUCAUAGCAUUCUGGAUACAUUUUCCAAUAACGACUAUGUGAAUGUUUUGAACUAUUCGGAAACUACGGACUAUAUAGUGCCAUGUUUUGAAAACCAUUUAGUUCAAGCCACGAAGGAAAACAUUCAUGUUUUCAAAGAUGCAAUUGAUAGGUUAGAACCUAAUGGAAAAACUCUACUUGAGCAAGCAUUGGCAAUAGCAUUUGAGCUUCUUAAUAAGUACCGAGAUAUUCGUGGCUGUAAUGGCGAAAAUAACACUGAUUGUAAUCAAUCCAUCAUGAUCUUAACAGACGGGGUAAAUGCUAAUUAUAGUGACAUUGUAAUGAAAAAUAAUCACUUAUUUAAUGAUAGCACUAUACCUGUUCGAAUAUUCACAUAUCUGAUAGGACAGGAAGUAACAAAUGUGGAGGAAAUCAAGUGGAUGGCAUGUGCUAAUAGAGGAUACUACACUCAUGUACAAACAUUAGAGCAAGUUACCGCAUCCGUAUUACAGUAUAUUUACGUCGUAGCAAGGCCUCUAGUUUUACAAGCUGAAGAUCAUCCUGUCUCGUGGACUCAUACGUACGCGGAUAUAACUUAUGAUGAUAAAACUGAUAUUACUAUAAAUGAACCUUACAGACUCUUAACUUCGGCAGCUAUACCAUGCUAUGAUAGGAAAAUUAAUAAGAUGAAUGACACCAGAACUGCUGAACUUUUAGGUGUAGCUGGAACAGAUGUUCCUUUGGAAGAAUUUAUGAAACUAACACGCCCUUAUAAGAUUGGUGUCAAUGCUUAUGCUUUCAUAGUAAGUAACAACGGAUAUGUAUUGAUGCACCCAGCAUUAAAGCCGAUGUUUGAAGGUAUAGAGAAGGAAAAUUACAAUAGCAUUGAUAUUACAGAAGUAGAACAGCAUUAUAACGAUAUUCAUCCUCGUCAAAUGAGUGAAUCUGUUCGAUAUUUACGCGCAGCAUUAGUCAACGGUUCUGAAGGCAGUUUGCAUAAUGUCAUUUUGAAAUAUCACUAUGAUGAUAACAGAAGAUUCUCAGAAGAAGCUUAUGACUAUUAUUUUUCGCAUUUAACUGGAACACCAUUUUCUCUAGCUAUUGCCAUUCCAAAUCGUUAUGGCAACUAUUCUCUAGAUGUGGGAAAUCAAAUUCAGAAAAAUAGACACACUGGAGAAAAUUUAACUUCUUUUUUCAAAGGAAAAUGGAAGGUACAUCCCAAAUGGAUAUACUGUAGAUAUCAUUACUUAGAAGGUCACGAAUUUAAAACUCCUGAAGAGGAACUCAUUCAUUUUUUAGGGAAAAUGUACGACAUGGAUUUCAAAUGGGAACGUCAAUAUGAGCCUCUAGAAUCUGAAGAUAUUAAUACCAUUGAAUGUGGAAGAAAAACUCUUGGUGAUGACGAUUAUUAUUGCGAUAAACAGUUAGUUCAAAGACUAAUUUUUGAUGCUCGAAACACAUACGAGCCAUUUAAAGAAAAAUGGGCAUUUCAGUCUAAUGAAAAAUUAUUAAGUAAAUUCAAUAAAUACAAUGUUACCCUUAGAUUCGUGGCAACAAUGAGCGGACUUACGAGAUGGGAUUAUAUCUUUGAUGAAUACGCAAAAACAAAGGCAAAAUCCAAAGAAUUUGGGGAUUUAAAUCCGAGAGCUAUCGAUGAAAAGUGGUAUAAAAGCGCUGUACUACAGCAUCAAUAUGACACUGAAUCAUUUGUAUAUUCCGUUCCGUUCAAAUACGAAAAUAAUCCUGAAAGGUUGGUUACUGGAAGUUACGCGAUUUUUGCCAAAGAUGCUGGAAUAGAGGCUCCUGGAUCUGUGGUAGGGUACCAAUUUUCACAAGAUAAACUUAAAUCAAGCGUGCAUGAAGUGACUACUAAGUUAUCGAAUCAAUGUUCAGACUGCGAUAAAUGUGGAGAAAAUUUAGUUUGCUAUGUUCUAGAUAAUUCUGGAUAUAUUUUAGUCUCUAGCAAUAUAAAUGAUGAUUACAGUGGAAUGUUUUUCGGCGAAAUUGAAGGUGAUAUACUGGAGUCAAUGCUAGCCAACAACGUAUUUCUUAUGAAAACUUUUUUUGAUUAUCAAGCUUUGUGCCGCUGGGAAGAAGUGGGAAAUAGUUCUAGCACCAUUCUUCAAACACCUUUACACUAUGCUUCAAAUAUUAUUCAAUGGUUUUUGCUAAAGAUGUUUUACGGUAUCGCAGAAGUUAAUCUAUUUCAACUAAUGGAUCCUGUCUUAACGUUUGCACAGGAAAUGUAUGAUAGUGUUGCUGAAAAUACAAAUUCCAGCGAUUAUGAAUACGAGGAAGAAAUACCAGAAGUAGAAGAAGAAUAUACAAACAAUGCUGGAAAAUAUUUUGCUUGUGAGAAGAAAGUUAACUUAUUCAUUUUUCAACAAACAUUGUUUAUCAAGGACAAUUUCCACGGUGAAUUAAAUACUCCCGAGAGAAAAUAUUAUGUCAAGCGGAUACCGAACAGCAAUCUGGCUUUCGUAGCAGCAGAAAAUAAAUUAUCGUUGAAAAACCCGAAACCGCGAUAUACAACAGAUCCUAUAAGGAUUUCACCAGCACCUGUAUGGACUUACGAAGAAAUGAACAGUACAUUGUUACCGUGUCAGAAACUUUAUUUGAACUCACUGCCCCGCAGAAGGCUUACCGGAUGUUAUAAUGACCAUCCUUUGGAACGAGAAAUUGAAGCAUGUGGAAGAUCUACUAUGUUACUAAUUAGUAAGAGUUUUCCAAUCAUUCCCAUGAUCUUCUUAUAUUUACUGUAAAAUUAAUUUAGAUGCAAUGUAACAUUGAAUAAAGUGCCUAGGUAUUAAUAAUUUU
Messenger RNA from Ceutorhynchus assimilis (cabbage seed weevil), 3721 nucleotides. NCBI's taxonomy places the organism in Eukaryota, Metazoa, Arthropoda, Insecta, Coleoptera, Curculionidae. The record is from the annotation of a GenBank genome assembly.